CUUUCCGUUUUUUAAUACUUUAUACAGCACCAACAAAAAGAAGAAAUGCCCGCUCAGGAAAUAAACAAGAGUGUUGUACUGACACACCCCUCAGGCGCGACAGCUAACGUAGCGUUAUAUGGUGCCACUGUGACAAGUUGGGUAGCCGAAGGAGAAGAGCGUAUCUUUGUGAGUAAAAAGGCUAUUCGUGAUGGUUCAAAGGCAAUUCGCGGUGGUAUUCCAAUUGUAUUCCCUGUGUUUGGAACAAGUGAAAAGGUCAAGCUUCCUCAGCAUGGAUUUGCCCGUAAUAACAUAUGGGAAUAUGUUGGCCUUAUCACAGAUAAUGACGAGGUUGUUGUUCGGUUUGCUUUAAAGGACACACAGUUAACUCAACAGCAGAGAAACAGCUGGCCGUUCUCCUUCCGUCUCUCCUACACAGUCGCUCUUUCAGAAAAAUCGCUCAAGACAACACUAGUCGUGAAGAACGAGGAUAUUGAUACAUUUGAAUUCAAUACAUUGCUACACACAUAUUUACUUGUUCCUGAUGUGGAAAAGGUUUCAGUCAAAGGACUUGAAUCGUGUCAUUAUUUGGACAAGGUCAAGGGUGGCGAAAAAUUCCUUGAGAGCAAUGACCUUGUUACAAUUGGAUCAGAGGUCGACCGUGUUUAUUGCAAUGUCCCUGACCACUUGAGUGUCAACAUUGGUAACGGUUCAGUUAUUGAUAUCACAAAGUCCAAUCUUAGAGAUACAGUCGUCUGGAACCCUUGGGUUGAAAAGGCACAGGCACUUGCUGAUUUUGGAGAUGAUGAAUACCCCAAUAUGAUCUGUGUGGAGGCAGGGUCUGUUGCAGAAUGGGUGAAAUUGGCCGGUGGGCAGUCCUGGACAGGAGGGCAGGUUCUUACUGUGGUCUAGAGUCCGGGGUUGUGGACAUAAGAUGUUACCUUUGUGGUAUAGCACACAGUGGAACAAAUGUGUUACUUGAACUAAUAAAUAAUAAAUAAACAAAAAAAGGGAGUUUGAUAUUUUUGA
This is a messenger RNA of Phycomyces blakesleeanus NRRL 1555(-), 1008 nucleotides long. RefSeq lists its product as hypothetical. The transcript has 7 exons. Lineage: Eukaryota; Fungi; Mucoromycota; Mucoromycetes; Mucorales; Phycomycetaceae. Gene Ontology annotation, molecular function: carbohydrate binding; isomerase activity. Bases 46 to 891 code for a protein of 281 amino acids. The record is from RefSeq and is a predicted model, not a curated record. Gene Ontology annotation, biological process: carbohydrate metabolic process.